Molecule: messenger RNA, 403 nt
Organism: Symbiodinium pilosum
Lineage: Eukaryota; Dinophyceae; Suessiales; Symbiodiniaceae
Source: the annotation of a GenBank genome assembly
GCGGUGCAUUUACACAAUUCAGCCGGCCAUCGACAUCCUGCAGCCUCAGAACGUGUUCUGUCACGGCGGAAGCUACGAGUUCGGUUGUGCUGGCAAAGGUUUUCUCGGAUCAAGCUCCGAAGAGCUGUCAAAAGAGUUUCCGAGCUUGGUGCCAGUGGGAUUCAGCUGGGAGGGCUUCUGGGACUAUCAAGGAUGCAACGACAAGGAGACGGAGCCAGAAUGUCGAGCCCGAGGGCAACGACUUGUCAAGUGGCUUGUCGCCACCGCAAGAUCAAGAGGUGGGGAGCAAGGCCACACAAUCGUUUUAGUGACCCACCAGACAAUAAAUGAUUUGUUGUGCAGCAUUCUCUUGGACGGUUCAGCUCAUUCCUGGAAAUACGGACAAGUCAGGCUGCUGCAGUAG